UAGGUGUGUGUGUGUGUGGUAAACAGAGGAAACCCGUACGUACCCAGGAUCAAUAGGAAAUCGCAAUUUCCCACUGCUCCGUGAAGAAGUGCAACAGUCGCAGGGAAGUCGUUCGAAAAGCGAAGUGUGUUCGAUGUUCGGUUAAAAUGUAAGAUUGGCCUUUUUUCUUCCUCCUUUUUCUCGUGCUCCUCGUGGGUUUCUUUUUAUUAUUGAAGUGCGCUAAUGGCUUGCAAACUGUUCCCCGUUUAAAUUAUUUUCUCAUUUCGGUAUCGUUUCGCUGCGUGUUUGUGUUUUUGUUUUGUCGCAUUUGACUGGUUUGUGUGGUGUUUGUUCCGAGGCAGCUGCCUCCUGUGCUUUGGCGAAUAAUACUUUCGUUAUGCAAUUGCAAGACAUAAGAAUGAAAAAAAAAAACAUAUAGAGACACACAAAUUCACUGCAUGUCGCGCAUCAUCCAAUAUACAUGCUGCUGCUGCUGCUGCUGCUGCUAAUCGUACAGCGUAGGCUAGCUUUUGCGUUUAACCGCUGGUAGCAGAGCAACAACAAACCGAACUGAUGCUUGUAGGGAUUCCAUUUUCGUUUUGUUUUUUUUUUGCUUGGUUCUAUAUCGUUCAUUUCGUGCAAAAAUUUCAUUUUUCCAUACGGGCAAAAGCGAGCACUCCAUCCUACGUUAAAGUGGUCCGCACAUACAUCUAUACUAGCAAACCGUAGUACCGCAUACAUAGCGCGACGGUGGUGGUGUAUACGUACAACACACUGUAUGCGCGUCCUCGCGUUCCUGGUGUGUGUGUGUGAGUUUGUGCCUGUGUACGUGCGUGUACGUGUGCGUUUUGUGCCAGUUGGUAAAAUUUACGUACGCGAAAAACCAUGGAAUCUCCCAAUCACCACGGGUUUUAAUGACAUGAACCUGAAACGGAUGUGUGUGUAUAUAUGUGUGAAUGAGUUUACAUUCGUGGACGGUUGCGUGUGUGUGUGUGUGGUGGAAAAAAUAAAGUCCUUCGCGCGGUACCUUAUGGCAGGAGUAGGAAGCAAUCUACAGCAGCAGAGACAAACGUUGAAACCGGACACGGAACUGACACAAGAGGGUCAACGUUGAAGGGGGAUUCCGGGGACACUUUCGAGCCUACUCUGCUGUAGAGUGCUAGAGUAAAUUCAGCUAGAGCAGCUUGUAUUUGCUUCAUCUGUUGUGUAUGUGUGCGUGUGUGAGUGUUUUAGUAGUUGCCGAGCUAGCUGCGCUAUAAACUGCAACAUUCAAUUCAUCCUCACUCAUUGCUCCUGUACUGUGUCAAGGCUCUGACGGCAUUACAGCAUCCUAUUUCCAGCCCGACCCAAUACCAUUGACGGUGCGUUGAGUCUACAUUGAGUCAUCAGCCUUCUCUUGGGUACGAUUUUUGGUAGAAGAAGUACCUACCAGUAAACCCCGAACCAUAACCUCAAUCGUAUUUGCGUUUAUUGUACAUACACAAACAUAUCGCAGACGCAUACACACACACACACACACGCGCGCGCGUACUUACAUAGACAGGACCUCAAGAGAGGACAGCUCGAAGGAACCAACAACAAACGAAAAAAGAAGAAGAAAACAAACGAGAGAGAGAAAGAGAGAGCACGCUCAUCAUACGAACCAGGCAGGACCUGUCUGCUCGAUUUACCCUCUCUUUUAUAUUUUUCCGUGAGUCAUCUCCCCCAUACCUUCAGCAAAUCAUCACACGCUUGUGUGCAAAAAGAUCAAUUAUCGAUUUUUCUUGCUCGGCUACCGCCUGCCAUCCUUCAGCUCACCACCUUCCCCCUUCCCAUCCACAUCCCCUAUCCGUUGCUCGCCCGUCCCCCGCUCUCUACGCCACAAGUUUUUCUUUUAGUGUACUAUCUGCUGCUCACCAAACACGGUUCGUUCGUUCACCGCCGCCUGCCUCACAUUACAUUGCAACCUCUGUUUUGCGGCUACUACUCAUUGCGCUAUUGUGUUCAGACAGCAGCAGCAGCAGCAGCAGUACACUCCUAUAGCCCUCCGGGGAGCAAAAAAAAAAAAACAAAAACCCUUUGCUGCGGGGACGACAAACCCCUCCUCCCCAUCCCUUUUUCCCAACCCCCAUUGCAAACCCCCCGCUAGGCUAGGGCCCAAAACCGUGUGUCCGAAAAGGCAAUCUAGUUAUUAAAAGUGCGUUUUUAACAUUGUUACAUUUCAGUACCUUCCAACAUUCCAAACCCACACACUCUUCCGCCGCAUCGUGCGCCACCUUUUGACGGGUCUUGCGAAAACACAAAAAGUCGAAACACACCGCCAUCCAGCGGCCCAGUUCCGUAGUUCCCAGUGGUGAAUGUUCGGUUUCUUUCGUUUUCGGUCGUUUUUAAGUUCAUCUACAUACAUACAUACAAAUCCCAAUCCCCAAAAACCCAACCCACCAACCACCCCUCACCCUCCCAUCCCCUCGUGACCCCUCGUGGCCCUUUAAUCCUUUAACGGCCCUUUGCCCCGUUGUUGUGCUGCUGGUGCCAAGCGGGCGACCAAGCGGAACCACUCGUGUGCGGGAAACGCUAGCGAAAACGAACACCUGCAAUACGCUGCCCCGUUUCGAUACAUAGUGCCCCCGGGGCUCUAUAAGUAUGCAGCAGCGUCAGCAGCGCCUGUAACGAUACGGCAGGUGUGCUGACACACGAGCAUAGUAGUGGUGGUGGUGGUGGUGGUGGUGGUGGUGGCACGUCCUCGCACGAUGUGUCCUCGGCGUUAAGUUUUAGUGAGCAGAAAAUUUCGUUACUGUUUCCCAAAUGCAAACCGCGCAGUGAAUAUCACUAUGUCAUGAACAACAGCACCGCGAACAGCAACAGCAGCAGCACCGCCAGCAACAACAGCAGUGCUUGUGCGAACGGUAACGGUAGCAAAAACAGUAGUAACAAUAAUUGCCUAAUGGACGUCGGCAGCAUGUCGCUCGGUUCGACCCACUCGCUGGCGACGUAUGUGACGCGUACGAGCCCGCCGACGGUUGCCGCCCAGGCCACCAAUGCACCGGCGGCUGGCACCAAGGUCUACCUGGAUAUGAACCUGUACGGGAAUAAUAAUAGUAGUGGUGGCGGAGGUAACACCGGUGGCACCGCCAAUCACGGUACGGAGUUUGAGUAUAGCGCCGAGAAGGAAUUGGUCGUCGGCAAGGGAUUGCAGAUGAGUGCGUGCGGCAUGAACAACAAUAUGGGUGGCGGUGGUAACAGCAGUACGGGCGGUAAUAAUAACCAUUACACCAGCAACCAUCCAUCCGCCGGUGGAGGAGGAGGAGGAGGAGGAGGAUCCGGAAGCGGUGUGGUUGGUGGUGGUGGUGGUGGAACAGCUGGAGGACCAGGCAUCGGGCUGAAGAGCGAUCUGUACGGUGCCGGGAGUGUAAAGCAUUCGUCCAAUCAAUCCGCUAGCAAGAAUCUCUCGUCCACGGAUGGGUACAGCUUCUACUACAACAAUCAACCACCGUCGCUGACCUGUUCGCCAACCGAAAAUCAAUCUACUAUCAGCGCCGCAACACUAGGCAACAGUGAUGGGGGAGGCACCGGCAGUACCACCGCAGGUUUGCUGCUGUCCGAUGACGAUGACACGGCCGACCGUACCAAGAAGAGCGACCUCGCCGGCACGGCUAGAUGGAUGGAGCGCAACUACUGCCACCUGUCCGUCUCCCACUAUCCGAGCGUGGCCAAGUCGAAGGGUAGUGGAGCCGGUGGCGGUGGUGCUAUGCAGCCACCGAAGCGGGGUGGCGUACCGUCUUCCGCCUACAAGCCGGUCAACUGCUACAAUAUGGUGCUGCAGUCACCGCUCGAGGAUGAAAGUGACAUGGAGGACAAGCUGAAGUACUUCAACUACCAGCAUGAGAUGCAAACGUACAACAGCACGCGCAAGGACAAGCUGACCGGGUACGGGGACAUGCACUGUGCGGCCGGUAGCGAGGGGGGCGACGAAAUCGUCGUGCUUAGCAGCAACACGAAGGAGCACGGCAACUCGCUGUCGGUUACACAACCGAAGCCGGACACGCUGGCGGACGAGCCGGGACCGGGCCGGAAAGGUGUGCUGCACCUGGGUCAGAAAUUGGAGCACGUGCCGCACGUUGGGCUGAGCGUCGCUAGCCCUAGCGUGGAGAACGAGCAGUUGCUGAGCUCGGUGGAUUUUGCGGAUAAAAUGAUAUCACACUACCCAGUCAAACCGAUCGGGAUGGAUGAUGGGGGGCAGGAUAUGGGCGAGAGUAACGUCAGCACUGGAUCCAACAUUAUCGAGUACGAUGGUUCGCCGAGAAGGUUCGGGUUGAAUUUGUGCGACGAAAGCGACUGCUACUUAGCGUCGAGUGUGAAAAUAAAUCUAACGUCACCAUCACUGUUAACGCUACCUCGUCCUGGAUUUCCCCAGCGUGUCCUGUCGACACCGACGGCGGCAACCGGCAAUAAUGGCAAUAGCAUGCCCCAAACGUCCACCGGCCAUGCCAGCUGCUCGCCCUCCCUGUUGGACCAGGUAAAUUCCACCCUGAGCAAGACGCUGCUGCUAGAUUCCAAAAAUUCCCGAUCCCAGCACACGGACACGGACGGUACGGCGAAUAGUUACGGUGGUGGCGACCUGCAGUCCAAGGGCGCAGGGAGUAGAGGGAAGGAGCAGGACCAUCACGUGUACGACCUGUUGCCGUGUGACAUUAAAACUGCCGGCGGCAAACCAGCACCGUCGGCGUCUGAGCUGGGCAGCAAACCGUUGGAGAAAAUCCAACUGAACGCGCAAACCACAUCGGAGGACGAGCUGACGAUGGGUACGUCCAGCUUUCCGCCCAUCGCCAACUCUUCGACGUUCGACUAUUUGUACGAGUUUUCGGAAACGCGCAAGGUGCUGGAGGAGUUCUUCAAGUGUCCGUCGACGGAGGACGUGGAAAAGUUUAGCGACUACAAUGACAGUGCGGACGAGGAUGUGGAAAGCCUGGACGUGCACUACGACUAUCCGGUCGAUUUGGAGCGCUCGAAAACGAUCGAAACGACGUACAUUGGGAAUGGGUCGGGCAAGCAGGAAACCAUUGCACACUCGCCCAAAUCGCCGGUGCUCAGCGAUGGGCCCACGCCGGAGGAAGAGGACGACGAUACGGCUGACGUCGAGGAUGAGGAGGAUGAGGAGGAGGAGGAGGAGGAGGACGAGAACGAAAAGGAGAACGGGUUGGCGAAGUACAAUUACAAGCUGAAGAGUAAAGCCCGAAUAAACGAGUACUGUGGGCUAAGGAAGAAGAAAUCCGAUACGCAUCUGAAAGGGCACAAUGUGACGGGCGGAGUAGCCGUGGUGGAGGGGACGGACAGAUACGGCAACACGGAGUAUGAUCGACGUGAGGAAGAUGGUGUACGGUUGUCACUGAAAUCCACGCUACAGUCGGCAAGCGAGGCACGCGACUACGCAAUGUACGUACAGAGCAGCCUGCUCAAGCCCUACCCAGAGCAACAGCAGCAGGUCGACGCACAUACCGGUAGUCAGGGUCAGUCGGCAAACCAGCACGCUAACAGCGUAAAUGAGUUGCGCUUCAACACCUACAUCAAUGGGGCGAGCCGUACGAGCAGUUACGAUGCGAUCAACGAUUCCAACUACGACGGACACCCGAUCAUUUCGAACGGCAGUGACAAGGAUCCGCUGCACUACUCGCUGAACGGUGAUGGUGGUGGGGAGGGGCGCAAAGCGUUUACGCGCAAGUACAGCAAAAACUUCAAUUACUCGCCCGACACGACCGACUACGAUUCGAACUGUGGCGAUUACGAUAGCGAAAUUUCGCCCCAGUACGGCAGCGACUUUGGGCUCAUCUCCGGCAACGGUGCUACGAUGUGCGACGAUCUGAACAAUGGCGUCAUUAGUGCCACCUCCGGCGCACCAACCGGAGCCGGCGACACGCUCAACUGUCUGUUUGCAAACAAUGCGAACAACUACACACGCUACUACGCCGCCAUGCCGGUACUGGAGGAUGGUCUGUCGAGUGGUCACGUGUCCGACUCGGAGAACAAUCUGAACGCGAACACGAUGACGGGUUUACUGCCGCCGGAUCUCGUAACCGGGAGCGUAAAGCAGCUGUCGGCCAAUGGCAAUAAUGCUGGCGGCGGUGGUUUAAUGCAAUCCGGCGGCGGCAGUACGUACGGUCUGCUAGGAGCCCAGUCGCCCUCGGUUACGGCAAAGCAAUCGAUAUCAUCGUCACCGAUAGUGUCAAAGGAUAUGAAAGGCGCACAAGGACCACCGCAUGUACAGCAGCAGUCACAGCAACAGCAGCAGCAGCAGCAGCAGCAGCAGCAGCAACAGCAACAGCAACAGCAGCAGCAGCAGAACCAAAGCACUAAUGUCGAGGGCUACUUCGUAAACAACACCUUCCGCAUGGGAAAUCUGAAGCUAAACUCUAGUAUGCUACAUAACGCAAGCAUAUUUAAGAAUCGCGAUCCAGAGCUGGAAUCUCUUUAUACUAUAAAUACUAUACAAUCGACUCCACCACCUCCGGCGCCAGCACCGCAUAGGAAGUCUUCGAUUGAUUGUGAUAACCUGUCCAUGUUGCAACAGCAGCAGCAGCAGCAACCACAACAAGCAGUACCGCAAAAGCAACACCAGCAGCUACAACACCUACAACAGCUGCAACAACAGCAGCAGCAGCAGCAACAAUCGCAACAGCAAGCGCAACCACAGCAAUCACAGCAGCAGCAGUUCAACCAUCCACAGACAUCUGCCGCCGACGUGCAGUCAACAUUGAAGGACAUUAGACUUUGCCUGCAGAAAACGAAGAACUUAAACUUAGCUAGUGGCAACCAAUCUAGGAAACCGUUCGAGAAAGGCAACAGCUGCGCGAGCGAAUUUUCCGAACCGCUAGGCACCGGUGGUGCGGUCAGUGGCGGUGGCACUGGUAGCGGUGGUGUCAGUACCGGUCCCAGCCUCUCCCCAAUAUGGAUACCGCGUACACGAGCCAGCGAGGAGUUUGGCAGCAAACCACCGAUCGCCAACGGUGGCACAACGCUCCAGACGUCGGUCGGCGGUAGUGGACCCACCAUGCUUUCCAAUGGACUGCAGUCCGUGCCGGGCAACUCCUGCAAGCCCGUCUCGUCCUCCCCGUCCUCCCUACACACCGCCCUGCAAGCGUGUACCGCCAAGCCAAGCACCACGCCGGGCGAGUUUGCCGAGGAGACGGAUGUGCUGAUCGUGCCGGGUGUGCAAACGCCCAAAACGAUGACACUCGUCGACGAGGAUGAAGAUCCGGACACGGAUCUGGAAACCGACCGUCUGCUCGGGCACCAGCGGCUGGACGAUCAAGGGUUUUACGACGAGAGCAACAGCAAGCACUGGAGCAACGAUCGCAAAACGGGCGCCGCGCGACUGCUUACCCUCGGUAAGGUAUCACCGAAGCAGCAGCAAAGUGUGGCACCAUCGGCAAACACCGUCGGUGCGCCGGCCCCGGUGGGUACUGUUGCCGGCUCCGGACCGAACGGCAAACCGGCCAGCCAGGGUGGAUCGGUUGGGGCACGCGGCAACCAACCGAACGGCGCCAGCGGUCCCAACAGCUUCCUGCCAUCAGCCGGUACCGGCGUUACGAGCGCCAAUUCUAGCAUCGCACUGCCGGAGCUUGGUGCGUCCGCUACCACCAUCCCAACGUCGGUGGCAGUCGGAAGUGCUGUGAAUGGUGGCCCGACCUCCACCGUAUGCCACAAAAGCACGAAAUCGAGUGGCAACUUGAUUAACUUUAACGGUCCGAACGAACCGCAGACGCAGCUAACAUCGCCGAAUCCCAGCCCGCAGCAUUCGCUGAGCGAGGGCAACCUGUUGGACAAGUCGAAUGAUUCGGCCAGCCCGACCGGAUCGGCCAAAUCGAAAUCACUGCUGAACAAUGACAGCAAACGGAAAUCCAAGAACAAGGAAGUUCUUAUUGAAGGUGUUCUAUUUCGGGCACGUUACUUAGGCUCCACGCAGCUAGUGUGCGAAGGACAACCUACGAAAUCGACACGCAUGCUUCAGGCAGAAGAAGCCGUUUCUAGAAUAAAGGCUUUGUCUCCCGAUGGUGAGGUUCAACCGAGCACGGAGGUGGAUCUCUUCAUAUCCACCGAAAAGAUAAUGGUACUAAACACGGAUUUGAAGGAGAUCAUGAUGGACCACGCACUGCGCACGAUCUCCUACAUUGCCGACAUUGGCGAUCUGGUGGUGCUGAUGGCACGGCGCCGUUUCGUACCGCAGGACGUUGACUCGACGGACUCGUCCGGUGGUGGGGGUGGGGGCGUUGGCAACGGUGCCGGUGCCCACCCGGCCAGUCACGCGGCCGGCAGCACACCGUCCCAGAAGCUUGCCGCCGGGCCUAAGGGCAACCGUACGCCGAAGAUGAUCUGUCACGUGUUCGAGAGCGAGGAGGCACAGUUUAUCGCGCAAAGCAUCGGGCAAGCAUUUCAGGUCGCGUACAUGGAGUUCCUGAAGGCGAACGGAAUUGAGGACCACAGCUUUAUGAAGGAGAUGGACUACCAGGAGGUGCUCAACAGCCAGGAGAUCUUCGGCGAUGAGCUGGAAAUCUUCGCCAAGAAGGAGCUGCAGAAGGAGGUGGUGGUGCCGAAGGCGAAGGGUGAAAUACUGGGCGUGGUGAUCGUGGAGUCGGGCUGGGGCUCGAUGCUACCGACCGUGGUGAUUGCGAACCUGGCGUCUUCCGGUGCGGCAGCCCGGUGCGGGCAGCUAAACAUUGGCGAUCAGAUCAUCGCCAUCAACGGACUGAGCCUGGUCGGGUUGCCGCUGUCCACCUGCCAGGGUUACAUCAAGAACACGAAGAACCAAACCGUGGUGAAGUUUACCGUCGUCCCGUGUGCGCCUGUGGUGGAGGUGAAGAUCAAACGACCGAACACAAAGUACCAGCUAGGAUUUAGCGUACAGAACGGCGUGAUCUGCAGCCUGCUGCGGGGAGGAAUUGCCGAACGGGGCGGUGUUCGUGUCGGUCAUCGAAUCAUCGAAAUCAAUAACCAAAGUGUCGUUGCGGUGCCACACGAAAAGAUUGUCAAUCUGCUAGCAACUUCGGUUGGCGAGAUACUGAUGAAAACCAUGCCCACUUCAAUGUUCCGACUGCUUACCGGACAGGAGAAUCCUAUCUACAUAUAAACUUGUCGUGUCUUUUUUUUUUCUCCACCAAGCUAGGAUCAUCGAACCAGGAGCCUUCGCUUGUAGUAACUAGAUAUUAUGCUUCAACACACACCCACUCGCUCACACACACACGUACACAUUCGACUCUACGUAAUUUCGUUGGGUUUUUUUUCUCCAUUUUUUGUUUGUGUGUGGUAAGGUAUGCAUAUACAAAAUACGAUUACACAUAUGUGUGUGUGUAUAUUUCUAGCAGCAUCUCGUUUUGGGAAUUGAUUCAUACCUUUUGGCCUUGCAAACGGACAUUAUUAUCGUUAUGAAUAUGAAUAUAAUAUACACGUACACAUAAACCACUCAAACACUCAAAUAAAAGGAAUCAACACGCGGGCUGAUCAACACGCGCUAUGGGUAGUGGUGCAAGUGAAGAAGUGUUAUGCCAAGGGCCUCUCAAUACAACAGCAUGCAAACAUUAACCAUUAAGCAACCCUCGCGACGCUACAUGUAAAUCGUUUCGGUUUACCCAUUUAAUACGAAGCGUAUAAUAAUACAGCUUUUGCAUUGCUGCUGCGCAGUGGUUUCGUCACACACAUACACACAAGAGAAAGCGAACGAGCGAGCGAUGUACUGAGUCAAAAAACAAAAUGCACAAUAUAUAUGUAAAACAUUGAAGACGAAAAGCAGAACGAUCUUACAUUUCGAAACAUUUCACUUCCUAAUAGCGCGAAGAGAAGCAAAACGAAAUGGAAGCUCCAAACACAAACAGCAAUGGGCAAGAAAGAGACGGCGAAAACAUCCGGUACCAUGAUAGGCAGCGGGGUACGAAAAACCAAAGAUACCAUUUAAUGUAAUUACCUUUUCAUAAAAAAGGGAGAGGGGAGGGGGGGGUGUGUGAGGCAAGAAAUGAAACAGGCGUUCGGUGUAGUGAAAAGCAAAACAAACCCCCUCUUCCCUCUCCCCCCUCCCCAAAAAAAAAGCAACAGAGGAGAGCAAAAAAAAACAAGAAGGGAAACAGAAUCUCAGAAACUGAUAUAUUUUUUGAAAUCAUUUAACAAAAUCAAGCUAAAGUAAAAGAAAAAAAGCGCAGCAAAAGGUAAAGGGGUAAAAGGGGAAUGGAAAACGAGCAGGAAGAAAUGCAAGAAAGCAGAAAGAAAGCUAGCAGCAAGCAACCUACACAUUACAUAUACAUAAGGGCAAACAUAAAAUGGAAGAAGUGGAGAGAUUGGUGGGGUGGUCGCGAAAAUGUUUGAGGAACUGAAACGAAAAGUUAGAUUCUUCGAUCCAUUAAGGAUAUAUGUAUUGUUUUCUUCUUGUUUUCUUACCUCUUCUAUUUUCCAUUGUGUCCGUUGGGACGUUAGAGAGAGAGCAGAUGAAGGGAUGAAGUCAGGAAAAGUCGGUCCUUAGUCCCUUAGAAGGUCCCUAUGAAAAUGAAAAUAAGCAAAAACACACACACACACACACAUUUAAGAUAUCAAUCGUACACAUUUUCCCAAUGCUGCCAGUGCUGCUUCAUCCCUUGCCGCUUGAACCAGCGGGGGAGGGGUGUAGGAGGAGGGUGAAAGAAGCGUACUGCCCCCUGCUCGUAAGUAUUCCGGCUGCUGCUGCUGCUGCUGCUGUUGCGCUAUAAUUAAACUCAAAUAUCUGCUGUCCACAAAAUUGUGUAAAGGAUGCGCGCGUGUCUGAGUGUGAGUGUUUGUAUCGCGAUUAGUUGUGUCCGGCAAUCGGAUCGGUAUGUAAUUGUUGCAGUAAAAGUAUGCACCAGUCGGGUGCGGUUUAGAUAGGCAGCACGCAGGAAAAGCUGCUAAACACAGGGAAAGGGGGAAGGUUUUGUGAGCGGUAGUAGAGGGAGGCGGAGGGAGAGACGUUAAGAAAACAGAACACCGUCCUAAAGCAAAACACGCAACUUUCAAUGCUCAGCAAAACAUUUAAUCAACAAAAAAAAGAAGCGAAACAAAAUCGGGUAGUACAAGGGCAAUAGCGAUGGAAGAUUUGCAGCGGGCCGUUCCACUACUACUACUACUGCUACUACCACUACUUGCAACGGUUAAUCGGUGUUUUUUCGGUUCGCCAUUUUUUGUCCGGCCUUUUUCCUUUGGCAUUCGUACCCCAGGGGAAGGGGCACGGUGAUGCGGCAAGGGCAGGAUUGGAGGAAAAUAAGGGUGGGAGGGGGAAACUCAAUUUUGAAGGGAGUUUAAGUAUUGGCCGUGCAUCACAACAGUAUUUGCUUUUUGAUUUUAGACUGAUGAAUUUUUGCCCUCAUGUUUUUUUUUUAGAUAUAUAACUUUUUUCUGCCUUCCUAAUAUACUUAGAGAAAGAAACAAAAAAAUCACGCGUGUUUUUUAUUUUUAUUUUUAACUAAUUACGUUUAAUGUAUGGUAACGAGAGCUACCAUAGUUCGUUGGAAGCUGUCAAAUCGCCUAACACACACAUACAAAAGCAGAAUUGCUUCUGCAGGAACGGGGACGCAAACGGACAGCCAUCGCAUUAUUUCGCAAUCAAACCUUCUCGACUCGACUAUUUAACGGAAACAAUGGUUUAUACAUUACUAUCCACAAUAUUAACUGCUGCAAUUUGUAAAGUAAUGAAGAAGCAAAACAAAACAAAAAACAGGAAGAACACAUCCAAAAGCAACACAAUGCGACAAUGUGAUGUCUUACGAGUGGAAGUGAAAGCAACAAAGCAACAAUGAGUAAAUAUUAGAUAAAUGUAAAGAACAAAAAGAGAAAACCACACACAUACAUAUAGCAAACCUACACGUGCGCGCAAAAGAGAAAACAAAAGUAAAAACAUUGAAUAAAAAAAGCAAACACAACUAUCGCCAGCAAAAGAAGAAAAAUGCAAGGACAAAAAGCAAGCCAUGAAAGAAGAACAGCAAACAAACAAACAAACAAGCAUGCAGCAAAAACCACACACAGUAAGAGACAAACAAAGUAAACAGCUAAUCAAAUCAAUUAAACAAUGUAAUAACUUAACUGUCAUCUUGUGUAACGUAAAAAUACGGCGUUUGAUAGCUACUAAAAAA
This is a messenger RNA of Anopheles stephensi (Asian malaria mosquito), 12077 nucleotides long. RefSeq lists its product as uncharacterized. Gene Ontology annotation, cellular component: dendritic spine; cytoplasm; plasma membrane. The record is from RefSeq and is a predicted model, not a curated record. Gene Ontology annotation, biological process: chemical synaptic transmission. Gene Ontology annotation, molecular function: protein binding. Bases 2795 to 9079 code for a protein of 2094 amino acids. NCBI's taxonomy places the organism in Eukaryota, Metazoa, Arthropoda, Insecta, Diptera, Culicidae. The transcript has 9 exons.